Racocetra fulgida is the source of this 310-nucleotide messenger RNA. The record is from the annotation of a GenBank genome assembly. NCBI's taxonomy places the organism in Eukaryota, Fungi, Glomeromycota, Glomeromycetes, Diversisporales, Gigasporaceae.
UUGUCUGCACAACAAUUUCUUAUUCGCACCGGUUCCUGUUCUCUUGACCACGUGAAUCUUGACGUUAAUACUUAUAAUCACAUCGAAUUGUUCAUGAUAAAUUUAAUAUAUCAAAUGGAAAGAAAAAAGAAACUGGUUUGGAAUCAUUGGACAGUCAUUAACGUUAAGAAAGAUAAAAAGGAAAAACAUCCUCGUGCACAAUGUAAUUAUUGUCAUAAAGAAUUUGAACGAGCCAUCCCUGAACGAAUGCAAAAACAUCUUAAUAAGUGUUCAGAUGCACCGGAUAAUGCAAAAUCACCAGAAAUUAGAC